This is a messenger RNA of Anolis sagrei ordinatus, 1873 nucleotides long. It is a transcript of the gene TMX1, whose product is annotated as thioredoxin related transmembrane protein 1. NCBI's taxonomy places the organism in Eukaryota, Metazoa, Chordata, Lepidosauria, Squamata, Anolidae. The record is from RefSeq and is a predicted model, not a curated record. Gene Ontology annotation, cellular component: endomembrane system. Gene Ontology annotation, molecular function: disulfide oxidoreductase activity.
GCGCAGUCUCGGGCCGAGGUGGAAGUGGGCAAGAUGGCGGCUUCCGGUGUAUGGAGCUCGGUGCCUUCCCUUCUCCUUCUCUUUCUCCUCCUUCUUCUUCCGGGGACGGAGGCCGGGCGAGGCCGGGUGCAGGAGCUGAGCGACGGCGAGUGGAGGGAGCUGCUCCAGGGAGAGUGGAUGCUGGAAUUCUAUGCUCCCUGGUGCCCUGCGUGUCAGAACCUGCAGCCGGAAUGGGAAAGCUUCGCGGAAUGGGGAGAGGACUUGGAGGUCAACAUUGCCAAAGUGGACGUGACGGAGCAGCCAGGACUCAGUGGGAGGUUCAUCAUCACAGCGCUGCCCACCAUCUACCAUUGCAAAGAUGGGGCGUUCAGGCGGUACCAGGGUCCGCGGACAAAGACGGACUUCAUCAACUUCAUCAGCGACCAGGAGUGGAAAUCCAUUGAGCCAGUCUCCUCCUGGUUCGGCCCCUCUUCCUUCCUGAUGAGCAGCAUGUCUGCCCUCUUCCAGCUCUCCAUGUGGAUCCGGCAAUGCCACAACUACUUCACCGAAAGCCUGGGCCUCCCGCCCUGGGGAUCCUACACCAUCUUCGCCUGCGUGACGCUCUUCUCAGGGCUGACGCUGGGCCUCAUCAUGGUGUUCCUGGCAGAUUGCAUUUGCCCUUCCAAAAAGCACAGGCCGCCGCAGUAUCCGCACCAAAGAAAGCUUCCCAAGUGUCCUCCGCAAACGUUGUGCGAGGACUUCUCCGAGAGCGAAGGGGAGCAUAGAAGCCCCGCUCCGAGCACCGUGAGGCAGCGCAUGGUGGCGCCGGGGACCGAAGCAGCGAAGGAACACUCCUAGCCCGUGCUUGGCGGCUCCCCUGGCACGAAGCCUGGGCCAGGCUGAGCCCAACCCACUCUCUUUCCACCUCGUCGGAGGCAACCAAGGCCAGUGGCAGGCAUUUCCAAGUCAAGUAGCAGCCUCGCUUGGUGUGUGAAGGGCCAGAGGAGCCUCCCUUGGUCGGGACUUGUGCGCAACUCCGACGUUGCAGGGCCGCAGUGUUGCAGAAGGCCGGGAGAGAAGGCUCCUCUCUUCCCGAUUCCAUCCUAACACGAGGCUCGCAUGUAGAACUCUAGCACUGACUAACAAGCCCAAUGGAGCCGGCAACUUGGGAUGCCCUGGGGCUCCUUUGGGCAGAACUGGGGUCCGCGUGGCGCCUCCACUCCGAACGGGAGAUGAAGUCCUUGUGUGAGAUUUCCCUCUAUUAUUAUUUUCAUCAUCAUCAUCAUCAUCAUCAUCCUUAUCUGCCCCUCUCCUCCUGGCUGUUGCGUUCCCAUCCCUUGAUGUGUCUUUCUUUCCUGUCCUGGAAUCCUUUGGCUGAAGCUGGGUCUCCCGAGACUGUCCUGGGCAGUGAUUGGCAGCAUUAGCAGUAUCUCCCCUUCUCUGCUUCUUCCGUGCCAGUUAAUAGCUUGGAAAGGAAGAGUAUAGGAAUUUCAGUGUGGGGUGCAUUGGCACUGUGGGGUGAACGCCACUCUAAUUGCCAUUGCUCCUUGCUGUGGGGUCUGAGGAGUUGUAGUUUGGUGAGGCAGAGUUUCCCUGUCCAGGAUGGAUCCCAUAGCCUUGAGCCAUGGCCAUGACGGUGAUGACGUCAACCUGGAUUCAUUCCACAGUGUAGAUAGUAAUAAUAAAACUUUAUAACCAGCUUGCUGUGGGGUAUGAGGAGUUGUAGUUUGGUGAGGCACCGUCUUGGCAGAGUUUCCCUGUCCAGGGUUGAUCCUUGAGCCAUGGCCACAACGGUGGCGACGUCAACCUGGAUUCAUUCCACAGUAUAGACAGUAAUAAUAAAGAACAAGCCACGAGAGUCAAGAUGAAGAUCCACCCAGAGGAAAAGUGUUCU